This is a messenger RNA of Brachypodium distachyon (stiff brome), 1348 nucleotides long. RefSeq lists its product as uncharacterized. The record is from RefSeq and is a predicted model, not a curated record. Bases 326 to 1060 code for a protein of 244 amino acids. Lineage: Eukaryota; Viridiplantae; Streptophyta; Magnoliopsida; Poales; Poaceae. Gene Ontology annotation, cellular component: membrane. The transcript has 5 exons.
UCCGUUUGUGUGGGGUUUCGUGACGAACCGAGGACAACCUUUCCAGUGACAAAAUCAUCGCUUCUCCGUGACUUUGGUCCUGUCAUCCCUGUGUCUCCUACCUACUACCAGCGAGUGCGCGUGUGGUCUCCUCGCGUCACUUGGCCCGGCUCCUUCCACGCUCCGCUCCCUCCAGCCCCUUUCUCCUCGUCCCCAACUCUAUCCUCCCUCCCGAUCCAACCCCAUCACACACAGGAGUACCCACACUGCCAAGUCCCAAACCCCCAAAAGGUUUGAAGGUUUCAGCUCCCUGGCUGUGCAUAGGACCAUAUCACACACAACGGUAAUGGGGGCCAUGACAAUGGCGAGCAGCUCCCUCGCCCUCCGCCCGCGCGCAUCGGCAUCGUCAUCGUCGCCGCCGUCCCGUCCUCCUCAUGACGCGGCGGCAUUGCCCGCCCGGCGGCGCCCGGCCACCGAGAAUACUCUACGGAGGCUCUCAGCGUCCGUGGAGCCAGACCGGCGUCCGGCGGCUGCCGAGACGACGUCGGCAAUGCGGCUCUACUCGGUGGCGCCGUACCCGCUGCUGCUCGCGGCGCUGCUGCCGGGCGCGGAGCCCGUGGCGUCCGCGUUCGCGCCGUUCGUGGACAUCGUCAAGACCUUCAGCCUCCCCGACUGGCUCGUCCACUGGGGCCACCCCGGCAACAUGGCUGUUGUGCUCUUCGCAAUGGGUGGGUACGGCUCAUAUUUGGGCUUCAGGAUCAAACUGUCCGAUGACCCUGAAGAGAAGACCAAGGCCAAGGACCUCCACCCCAAGCUCCUCGGCGGCAUGUUCUUCUUCUUCGCCCUCGGCGCCACCGGCGGGGUCACCGCUCUCCUCACCUCCGGUAAACCCAUCUUCGAAAGUCCUCAUGCGGUCACCGGAAUCAUUGGCCUUGCACUCCUGACCAUCCAGUCUCUCCUGCCAACACUGUUUGAGGGAAACCCUGGGAUCAGAGGCGCGCAUGGAAUACUCGGCAGCGGCAUCAUGACGCUGUUCCUUGUCCAUGCAGCGUUCGGGCUGCAGCUUGGCCUCAGUUUCUAGGUUGUGGGCUUGUGGCUGGACCGGAGGAUUUGGGGAUUUGUUUCUCUGUGGCUCUGAUCGGCUACUACGUGUCUACGCACUUGUCGGAUAGAACAUGUACUCUCUUCUAGGAUUAUUAUCAUGACAAGAAUCCCGUUAUGAAUGAAUCACAAUAGUCGUCUCUGUUAGCAACUGCAGUGGAUCGACUGUUGUCUGUGCCAGAUGGAAAUGCUCUUGCCUAUACUACUACGGUAUGGUAGCGAGAAGCAGAAUAAAAACCAGAAGUAGAACAAAGCCCAAUUAUUGUAA